Sphenostylis stenocarpa is the source of this 2193-nucleotide messenger RNA. The record is from the annotation of a GenBank genome assembly. NCBI's taxonomy places the organism in Eukaryota, Viridiplantae, Streptophyta, Magnoliopsida, Fabales, Fabaceae.
AUGACGAACUCCAUGGGUCCCCCUCCCCCCAUAAGCCCUAAUCCACCUGAUAUAGUCCCGUCAAUGUCUCCUCCUCGCGACUCAGCAGAACCCCAACCGCCACCGCGGCCGCCUCGCGAUUUGCCCAAGCCUCCCUCGCAGGACGUCGCGGUUCCCUACAAAAUUCCCCCAUGGAGCGCGGCCCCUUGUCACCAGUUCUACCUGGAGGUUCUCAAGGACGGUUCCAUCAUCGACAAAUUCGACGUGUGCGCGAAAGGAGCUUACAUGUUCGGCCGAUUGGAUCUCUGCGACUUCGUGCUCGAGCACCCCACCAUUUCUAGGUUUCAUGCGGUUAUUCAGUUUAAAAGAAGUGGAGAUGCAUAUAUAUAUGAUAUUGGGAGUACUCAUGGAACCUUUUUGAACAAAAUUCAGGUGGAAAAGAACACAUAUGUUGACUUGAAUGUUGGUGAUGUCAUUCGAUUUGGCCGGUCAUCUCGCUUGUUCAUUUUUCAAGGACCGUCUGACCUGAUGCCUCCUGAAACUAAUGCAAAACUUAUGAACGAAGUGAAGAUGCGAGAAGCUUUUCUAGACAGGGAAGCUUCAGUCCGAAGAGCUAGGCAGGAAACAUCUCUUGCUGAGGGUAUAUCUUGGGGCAUGGGUGAGGAUGCUAUUGAAGAAGAAGAGGAUGAUGCUGAAGAAGUGACGUGGCAGUCAUACAAAGGACAACUUACAGAAAAACAGGAAAAAACCCGGGAGAAAAUAAUAAAAAGGAUGGAAAAAAUUGCUAAUAUGAAGAAAGAAAUAAAUUCUAUACGAGUUAAAGACAUUUCUCAGGGUGGAUUAACUCAAGGUCAACAGGUUCAGAUUGCUAGGAAUGAACAGAGAAUAACGCAGGUAAUGUUGGAGAAAACAAGACGGACAAGAACCUUAUAUAAUAUACUGGAAGAACUUGAAAACUUGGAAGAAACACUGAAUGAUAGUAUUCGGGAGAGUCUCGGUGCACGGACAGGAAAAAUGUCUAAUGGGAAGAAGAAAGGUGCAGUUGAAGAGGAAGAAGAAUAUUUUAGUGAUGAUGAUGAAUUUUAUGAUCGUACCAAGAAAAAGCCUUCACAUCAGAAACCUGGUGAAAACCAAUCAGUUGAGACUGCAGAUACUCUUCUUGACAAGAGAGAUGCCAUCACCAAUGAAAUGAAUGAAAAGAAAGAGAUGCUUAUGAUUGAAAAGAACAAUAUGUUGUCAAAGUCAGAGAGUGCCUCGCAAGUUGAGGUUGGCGAUUCACUUGACGUGUACAUGUCAGGGCUUUCAUCUCAACUAGGACAUGAUAAAAGUGUGCAACUUGAAAAGGAAUUGUCAACUCUUCAGUCUGAGCUUGAUCGAAUAGGCUACCUGUUGAAGCUUGCUGACCCAACAGGAGAAGCUGCCAAGAAAAGGGAGUUGAUAGUACAAGAACCCAAACCAAAAAAAUCUGAAAAUACCUCUACUAUCAAGAAACCACCUGCGAAAGCACAGAAAAGCUGUGAGCCUUGUGCAAAGGCAGAUAACAAAAAAGUUAAGAAACCACAUGUGGAAACCCAGAUCAGCGAGACCUCUAUCAAAUCAAAUGACUCAAUAGAAGGAGAAAAAGCUGCAGCUGCAAUUACGGCUUUAGACAAGUCAGAACCUGGCUGUGACAAGCUGGAGGCUGAAAAUGUUGUAUUUGCUGUGCCAAGGCCCCAAUGGCUUGGAGCUGUUAAGGAUAGAGUUACAGAUGACACCCAACAGUCGAUGCCCUCUCUGCAUGUGCACGACACAGAUGAGUCCAAUCAGUUUGUGGACUACAAGGACAGGAGCAAAAUUUUGGGCAGUGGUGACAGUGCACAGACUUCAAUGGAAUCUAAAAUUGAGUCUUCUGCUGGUCUAAUUUUAAGGAAACGGAAGCAAGUUGAGACCACUGCAACAAAUAGUAAUGAUGUUGGUCAACAAUUGACAUCGUCCACGUCAGGGGAAAAAAUGGCUGAGGAUGCUGUAGCACUACUAUUAAAACACAAUAGGGGACUGUUUAGUAAUGAGGAGGAGGAAAUAUGUGAAGGCCAAGAAAGGAGGGGGCCUAAAAGAGUGCUUGGGCCAGAGAAACCGUCCUUCUUGAAUAAUGAGAUGGACUAUGACUCGUGGGUUCCUCCUGAAGGACAAUCAGGUGAUGGACGUACUUCCUUGAAUGAUAGAUUUGGCUACUAA